Messenger RNA from Clupea harengus (Atlantic herring), 6210 nucleotides. RefSeq names its product ADAM metallopeptidase with thrombospondin type 1 motif, 14 (gene adamts14). Gene Ontology annotation, molecular function: metalloendopeptidase activity. Gene Ontology annotation, cellular component: extracellular matrix. Lineage: Eukaryota; Metazoa; Chordata; Actinopteri; Clupeiformes; Clupeidae. Gene Ontology annotation, biological process: extracellular matrix organization; proteolysis. The record is from RefSeq and is a predicted model, not a curated record.
UUUUGUCAGAGCGCAGUGAUUAGCCGGGGAGUUGUCGUCAUCAGCAGCACCCUUGAUUUUUUCCUCUUUCUAAAUGGAUGGGGCUGUCCUGGUUAUUGCCCAGUUCAAGAGAGGCCAAAGGAUUGGAACAACUUUGAAUACCCGUCAGUUUGGCGUUCUCCAGUGACGUGCAGAAUGCUUCGCUCUAACUUUGUAUGUACAGAAAAAUAAACCUUUCCGAUGAAGAAAGGAACCAGGAGAAACACGCACCACAGUCUACAAUAAAAAAGAAAACUUCUCAAGCUGGUUUGAGGGGACUGCUUCAAAUUUCUUUCUAGGCAUCGCUAUGGAUUAUAUUUAUUUUCUGGUGUACUGCACAAUCAGUGUAUUAUUUUUGGACUACAGACACGCUGCAUACGCUCAUGCCAAUCUCUCUGGAAAGUUAAGUGAAUACGGGCUCAUCGUACCGUUCAGCACGGACUCUCAAGGCCGGUAUAUCUCUCACGUGGUGUCGGUCACAGCUGGAAGUAAAAUUGGCGUUUCGUCCGCUGGAAAACGGCGCGUCUCCCGCAGCGCCCCGAGUUCCACGUUCACCUCGAAUAGUCAACAGUUGUUUUUCAACGUCACUGUCUUUGGUAAGGAGUUGCACUUGCGCCUCAGCGCCAACAGAAGGCUUGUUGCUCCAGGUGCCUUUGUGGAAUGGCAAGAGGACUUCGAGGAAAAGGCCAAGGAGCGUAUUCAUGGCAACUGUGUUUUUACCGGGGAUGUUACCGAUAUGCCGGAUGCCUCGGUGGCAAUUAGUAACUGUGAUGGACUGGCAGGCCUCAUUCGCACUGAUAAUGAGGAGUUCUUCAUCGAGCCCCUGGAGAAGGGCCAGCAGGAGGUGGAGAUAAAAGGCCGCGUCCACGUGGUGUACCGCAGGUCCGCCAUCAAGAAAGAGCCCAGCCAACGCAAGGAGGACCUCCACAACGAAGUGGCUGCGUUUGCCACUGCCGAGCUGCCCAACGCCCUGGACGCGGUGGAGCAGAAGCUGAGCGAGUCCGAGCGCAAGCGGCGACACGCCAAGAAGGACGACUACAACAUCGAGGUCCUGCUGGCUGUGGACGACUCCGUGGUGCGCUUCCAUGGGAAAGAGCACGUCCAGAACUACGUCUUAACCCUCAUGAACAUUGUAGAUGAAAUUUACCAUGAUGAAUCCCUGGGAACCAACAUCAAUGUGGUCCUCGUACGAAUCAUAAUGGUUGGCUACAGACAGUCCAUCAGUCUGAUCGAGCGCGGGAACCCGUCUCGGAGCCUUGAGCAGGUAUGCCGCUGGGCCAACACCCAGCAGCGUCUGGACCCUAACCACGCCGAGUACCACGACCAUGCCAUCUUCCUGACCAGGCAAGAUUUUGGUCCCGCAGGUAUGCAAGGUUACGCCCCAGUGACGGGCAUGUGCCACCCACUGAGGAGCUGCACGCUCAACCACGAGGACGGCUUCUCCUCUGCGUUCGUGGUGGCUCAUGAGACUGGACAUGUGUUGGGGAUGGAACAUGAUGGCCAGGGAAACCGCUGUGCAGAUGAGACCAGUAUGGGCAGCAUUAUGGCACCGCUGGUGCAGGCUGCCUUUCACCGCUACCACUGGUCACGCUGCAGCAAACAGGAACUCAACCGAUACAUCCACUCCUAUGACUGCUUGCUGGACGACCCCUUUGAGCACAAGUGGCCCAAGCUUCCGGAGCUUCCGGGGAUCAACUACUCCAUGGACGAACAGUGUCGCUUUGAUUUUGGGGUCGGGUACAAGAUGUGCACCGCAUUCCGUACCUAUGACCCAUGCAAACAGCUGUGGUGCAGUCACCCUGACAAUCAGUACUUCUGCAAGACCAAGAAGGGACCCCCUGUGGAUGGCACAGAAUGUGCUCCCGGGAAGUGGUGCUUCAAGGGCCACUGUAUCUGGAGGUCAUCCCAAGAGCCCUUUGGUCAUGAUGGAGGCUGGAGCUCCUGGAACAAGUUCGGGUCGUGCUCGCGCACCUGUGGUGGAGGGGUGCGCUCCCGCAACAGACAGUGCAACAAUCCUCCUCCUGCAUACGGUGGCCGUGACUGCCCAGGCUCAUCCUUCGACUACCAGAUGUGCAACACGGAGGAUUGCCCGGGCCCCUACGAGGACUUCCGGGCCCAGCAGUGCAUCCAGCGCAGCAACAAAUACCACAACAACGUCAAGCACACCUGGCUGCCUUACGAGCAUCCGGAUGAGGCCCAUAAGUGUGAGCUGAGCUGUCGAUCUAAGGAGACGGGUGAGGCGGUGUUCAUGAACCAGGUGAUGCAUGAUGGAACGCGCUGCAGCUACACCGACGCCUUCAGCAUCUGCGCCCGUGGGGAGUGUUUGAACGUGGGCUGUGACAAAGAGGUGGGCUCCUACAAACAGGAAGACAAGUGUGGCGUGUGCGGCGGGGACAACUCUCACUGUCGUACCGUCAAGCUAACGCUGACCAAAACCCCCAAGAAAACAGGUAUGCUGAAAGUGUUUGACAUCCCAGUGGGGGCGCGCCACAUCCUGAUCGAAGAGAACGAGACUUCCCCACACAUAAUUGCUGUAAAGAAUCAGGUGACGGGCAACUUCAUUCUGAACUCAAAGGGUGAGGAGGUUAAGUCCAAAACAUUCAUCGAGGAUGGACUCGAGUGGGAGUAUUCAGUUGGAACCGGCAAGGAGGCCUUGAAAACCAUCGGCCCCCUCCAUGAAGGCAUCGUCGUGCUUGUGGUACCGCAGCAGGAGGAGGCUAAAAUUAGCUUGACCUACACGUACAUCAUCCACGAGGACCUGGUGCCCGUCAUCACCAACAAUAAUGUGCUGCUGGCCGAACUGGACACCUAUGAAUGGGCACUGAAGAGCUGGUCACAGUGCUCCAAACCCUGUGGAGGAGGUGUCCAGUACACUAAGUAUGGCUGCAGGAGGAAGAGUGACAGCCGCCUGGUGCACCGCAACUUCUGCGAGCUGGGGAAGAAGCCCAAGCCUAUACGGAAGCGCUGCAAUGUUCAGGACUGCUCGCAGCCUAAGUGGGUGAUUGAGGAGUGGGGCCAGUGCAGUAAGACGUGUGGGAAGCUGGGUUACCAGUCUCGGGUGGUGACGUGCACGCAGGCCCUGAACAACGGCACCAGCCGCAGCGUCCACACCAAGUACUGCACAGAGGAGCGGCCCGAGUCACGCCGCGCCUGCAACAUCUCCGCCUGCCCCGCCCCGUGGAGGACCGGUGCCUGGUCACAGUGCUCGGUAACCUGUGGUGAGGGCAUCCAGCAAAGGCAGGUUGUUUGCCGCGCCACGGACAACAGCAGUGGACAGUGUGAGGGGGACAAGCCAGAAACCGUCCUCAUCUGCAAACUAGCCCCAUGUCCAGGUCAGCCUUCACUUCCCUCACCCACAGCUUCUACAGUGGAGAAUGGGACCACGAGUGACUCAGAUGCUGAGACUGAAAACCCCAUCAACAAAAUCUCCAACGAACCGUGCUUGGGCGACAAGUCCAUAUUCUGCCAGAUGGAAGUGCUAGCACGCUACUGCUCCAUCCCCGGCUACAACAAGCUGUGCUGCGAGUCCUGCAGCAAGAAGGUGAACGGCGCUGCCGACACCACCACUGCAGCGCCCAACCUGGACACCGCCAUCCCGGAUCCACGGCACGCCACGAGCGCCCCCACCCAUUCCAGCACCAUUGUCCCCACCCCGGACGCCACCACCGCCCUGGUCUUCAGCUCCACGGCGGCCCCGGCGCGGACCACCAAGGCCACUGCGAGGAGACCGCGUGCCACGGUACAAGGCCAGACCCCGCCACCUCCCAGCCCACAGAUGGCAUCCGUCGCCCCCAGUGAAGACGUUACUCCUCCUCCCUCUCCCCUGGAGCUCCCCACCAGUCAAAGCAAGGCCCAAGCCCAGGCCCAUGGCCCCAGCUCUGGGCCCCCUCUACCUCUGGACCCCAGUGGACUCCAAAUCCAGUCCACCCCCCAUCCCAGUGGAGAGGAUGGCAACAGCACUUUAGGCACCCAGGAGGCCAGCGGGAGGUCAAGAAGAGACAGUGUGGGAUCGGAGAGGCCCCUGACCCAAAGGACCUUGCCAGUGGAGACCUGAGCAGCUGCUUCUUUCAAUAGUCAUUGUUUGUUUUGUUGUUUGUUUGAUUUGAUUUGUUUUGUUUGUUUGUUUGUUUGUUCGUCGGCUCACAGUUUCUCCUUGGUUCCCGGUGAACACACUUACUGGUCAUCUCAUUUGUACCAGUGGACAUAGACCCGUAAUGGUUACCUCAGUUCCUAUACACACGCAUACACACACACGCAUACACACACACACACACACACACACACACACACACACACUCAUACUCACAACCACUCAGAGAUCAAUAUUCGAUGUCAAUAUUCAAAUACACCUUUCAUACAUACACACACACACCACACACACACCACACACACACACACACACCUGCACCCUAAACCACAGCAGGGAAAUCUCUAUGCAUCUGCACAGCAUUGACCUGCCUUUCUGCAACAACAAAAAAUACAUGGAAGUAGACAGGAAGAAAAAAGAUUUGAAAAUGGUGCUGUAAAACUAAAACAACUCUUGACAUUAAAAAAAAAGAAACAACAAAAAACAACAAAAAAAAAACAAAGUGCAGCGACUGCAUCAUGACCGCUUCCAUGCUUCCGUGUGUUGUUGUCCGCCUGUUCAACUGGUACCUUCCUAAGUGCUUCAGAACUACUAAUUUUGCUUUACUUUGUGAACAUGUUGGUGACCCCCAGACCCAUGUGUGUUGGGGAACCACUGCCCAUGUGCGUCAUCUCUCUUUGGUGCUGUUUAAGUGUGACAAGCUAUCCACUCUCUUCAGUGAGAUGGUCCUCACAAAGCCCUAAGUCCUCACAAUCCCAUUGUGUGUAUCUAUUUGUGUGUGUGUGUGUGUGUGUGUGCGCACCCAAUAAGCACACACUAUGUUACAAGUGCAUGCACAUUGCUUUUGUGGAACUCACAUAUGCUUUAAAUGAAAACAGAAAAAAAAGAAAAAGAAAAAAAAUCUGAUAUUUUUUUAAACUGAUAUAUUUUUCAAGCAAAUAUUGUAUAUAGUGUAAAUUUCAAGUAGUGGAUAUGAAAUUAACAUCCAGCUGUGUAAUGUAAAGUAUAUUUGCAAACGGGAAAUACAGAAGACGCUGAGAAGUGUUGUGGAAUGUGCUCACUCCCAGUGUCAUGGCGUUAACUGUGGCAUUAUUUCAUCCCUCUUCGUGCAGUUUAACCAUCUAUGUGUAUUGUAUAGUUCUUGUAUAUAUACAUGAGAGCUUUAAGUGUUAAUAUUUAUUUGUUUUUUAAAGGUAGGAAGAUACAUGCUAAAAAAAAAAAAAUUCAUGUUGAGAACUAAAAAGAAAAGAUUUCAAACUCCAAAUGCAGACAUAACUGUUUGUGAAGCCAGGAGCUGCAGAAUGUCUGGUUCUCAAUGUUCCACUCCAUCUCGUGUUCUCGGACUUAAUACAGACGUAGUUCUCAUUAGGGUCCGAGUCACGCCGGUCCUUAAUGAAUCAAUAUUAUCAGUAUUCGCCCCCUUUCGUUGAAUUUACGAUGCUCUUGCAAUUUGUGAUUUGAAACACUUUUAAUUAUGCUCCACAUCCCUCAUUACAGGCAUACUCAGUCUAUGCAAGGAUGCUCUCAUGGAGAUGGCUCAUAGUGAAACACUGGCCAGUCAAUGUCAUCUCACCAACUCCCGCAUACUGUCUGGGGACUCAGCGGCACAUGCUGUGAACGAGUGCUAAUGUUGUGCUAACUGAAAGCUGCACGCCUUACGAAAACCUGCAAAAAUAUAUAUAUAUAUGAAGUUCAAAAAUCGUGUUGUAUUUGUAGCGACAGUUUACUAAAGAGAGACUUGCACACAGGCGUUGUGUGAGGUAUCUUUUACAGAGGGCAUUGUUGAACUGAGUUGAACUUGACGAUGAGAGUUUUGUGUGUGAGGCUUUGUGUAUAUUGAUAGCUAUUAGGCUUCUGAUUGAGAUGUUGUGUCCGUUCCUUGGCAAGUUGAGAAUGAUCUUUUGUCACGGUAAUUCCAACACUUCAAAACAUGCACUAGCAUUCUGUGAAAACGUUUUUUUUUUUUAAAGUUGUUCCUGUGUAAGAAGGCUCAGACACAGCCGUGCAUUUUCAGUCCUGGCACAAGUGAAUUUAACAUGCAAAUGUUUUCAAAACCAUGAUAAAUGUUGAAAAAAAAAGAUUAAAGUUAUGUUUAUGAACUUAAA